GUUAUCCCUCGAACGGUAUAUUCUGUUCAAGCCUGAACCCAAAAGAAGGGGAAGAAAGAAGAAGAAGAAGAAGAAGAAGAAGGGGAAGGAGAAGAGGACGACGCCACGACUAUUAGCCAUGAAGACGACGAAGGGAGGGAAGGUCAUGAAUCCUACCGAUGCGUACCGGAAGGAGCUUCGGAGGAAAGAAUUGAAGAGGAAUAAGAAGGAACGGAAAAAAGUGCGUGAGGUUGGCAUACUUAAGAAGGACCCUGAGACCAUAAAAGAGCAAAUUGAGAAGCUAGAAAUGAUGAAGGCUGACGGAGCACUUGACAAGGCAAGAAAGCACAAGAAAAGACAACUUGAAGAUACUCUCAAGCUUGUUAUGAAAAAGAGAAAGGAGUAUGAAGAAAAAAUGCGUGACAAAGGGGAGGCACCAGUUAUGUUCAGUCACUUAGGUCUCCCUCGGAGGCGAGCAUCCGCUGAAGAGGAAAGGGCAACUCAUCCAAAGCCAGAGGACUCUGUCUAUUACCACCCAACUCUUAACCCCACUGGUGCUCCACCACCUGGAACCCCAAUGUAUAAAUCAUCAAUAGGUCCAAGGAUCCCCUUGUCAGGGGCAAGUACAUCAGCAUCGACAUCAAAUUCUAACUUGGAAGAUCCAGAUUUGGAGGUUCCACCUGUUCCACCCCCGCCACCACCUCCAUUUUCAAAUCCUAGUGAAGCAGUUCCUACUGAAGAUGCUUCUCUUCCUGCUUCAUUGCCUUUACCUCCACCUCCCCCAGUUCCACCAAAGCCAGGCGGUGAUGCAGGUCCAGCAUUGCCUCCACCACCACCUCCACCACCAGGGCCCCCACCCAAAGAGCCGCUUCCUGUUCGUACCAUGCUACCUCCACCUCCACCACCUAGGCCUGCACAGCCACCUCCUCCAGGAACUGUUGAAAGCAUCAGGGAGAAAGAUCAAAUGGCCCUAUCAGAUGGCCAAAGUGAGAAUGAGCCUGAUCGGGCUGUAGCCAUACUUCCACCCCCUCCACCUCCUCCACCACCUGGAUUGCCACCCACACUCACAAAGCUCCAAUCUGGAAGUACAAAUUCUGGUCCUGAAACCAACGUUAGUGGAGUGAAAGAUGCUUCUAGGAAGCUUCCACCACCACCUCCACCACAUCCUCUACCCCAUCCCAUGCAAGCUGAUGUUUUGCCACCUGGCGUAUCUCGCUUCCCUCCACCUCCUCCACCAACGGAGUUGCGGCCGACGCUGCCUUCUUCUCUAGCUAUUCGACCUGUGGUUCCUGGAAUGAUGCCACCUGGGCCACCACCUCCUUUUGGCCAGAUGCCUUAUGCUCCACCCACUAUGUUGAGACCACCACUUAUGGUUCCAGGACCACCUCCUCUUCAUGAAGACGAUCAUUCUGCUGUCAAAUCUGUUCCUCAGAAACCAUCUUACGUUAAAUCUGCAGUGUCCACUGUUGUGAAGAGGCCUCUUGCACAACAUACUCCUGAACUAACAGCCAUGGUUCCAGCUUCUGUCAGAGUGAGGAGGGAGAGCGUCCAGAAGCCUAAACCAAAAGGUACGAGUGUUUCAGCGACCCCAAGCCCAUUGUUGGCACCAACAAAGGCGGAGUCGUCCAUCCAAGUCCAAUCCAGCAAAGCUGGGCCCAAAGUGCAGAGCAUUGAUGAUUCUUACAUGGCAUUCCUAGAAGACAUGAAGGCACUGGGCGCACUUGACAGUUAGGUACUUCAAGUGAGACAAGUACGUGCCAUAAUCUUUUCACUUUAGAGGGUACCCGUGGAAUUUGGUUGGUAGCCUCGUGCUUACCUUUGCAAAGGUGGUUCAAACCUGCCCAGGCAUUUUGUAUCCAGGGUAAAGGAUGUUGUUACUGGUAUAUUCUUCAUUUAGCGAUUUAGAUUUAUGAAUUCCACUGCAGAAGUGUCUGAUGAGAAAUAUUAAAGGCAGGAACUGGUAAAUAAUUUUAGGAUAA
Nymphaea colorata (pocket water lily) is the source of this 1958-nucleotide messenger RNA. RefSeq names its product protein EARLY FLOWERING 5. Lineage: Eukaryota; Viridiplantae; Streptophyta; Magnoliopsida; Nymphaeales; Nymphaeaceae. Gene Ontology annotation, cellular component: spliceosomal complex. Gene Ontology annotation, biological process: mRNA cis splicing, via spliceosome. The record is from RefSeq and is a predicted model, not a curated record.